AUGACUUGGGUGACGGUCAAAGCUAUCAAGACCUCCAAAGAUGAUAUGGCAGGUGUCGGGUUUUCACGCAAGUCGAAAUCAUCACCGUUGAUUCUGGCAAGAGUGGAUAAAAUAGGGUUGUUCGGAAACUCUCCACUGAUACCAGGGCUGAUUGUUCAAAAAAUCAAUGGAAGGGAUAUGACAUGGGUCCACCCGAAAGAUGCUGCCGCAGAAAUAUUGAAAGCUCCUAGAAGUAUUUCGAUUACUGCUGAAGGCUUUGUAGGUAACGUAUGGAAACCGCGGAAGACACCAACUGGUGUGGUUCUGAAGGAUGCUGAAGAUGGCAGUGUAUUCGUUUUUCAGAUGCGACCCGAUAGUAUCUUCCUUGGAUCCGACAUCAAGGUGGGUAUGGAGGUGGUUGCGAUCAACGGUAGCCCGUGUCCCAAGCCAGCAUGGAGAGCCACUCAUGCAUUACAACGGAGUACUGGAAAAGUAAAAGUAGUCGCAAUCAACUGUACACGUCCCGGCAGAAACCUCGACAAAGGGGAAUGGUGGCGAAGUACCAGAAAGGAGCAAGAAUCCCAACACGUUGAAAGCCUUGUUGCCCGUGCACCACCGAUGAUGGAAGACGAGUACACUCCCACUUUCUUCGAAACCUUCUGCGGAAUGUUCCCACAUAGUCAGAGUAUCUUCGGCACCGCAUAUGAUCGUCGCCCUGACUUCUUACGAGGGGUAAGUUUGCCUUCGUUGAUACCAGGCCAAAAGAUGGUUCGGUUCAAUUCGAAAUCAAACACAAUUCGUGCCUAUGACCCAAAUGGACGAACAACAAAGAUGUUUCGUCUUGCACUCCCUGUGAGCUAG
This is a messenger RNA of Cylindrotheca closterium, 840 nucleotides long. Lineage: Eukaryota; Bacillariophyta; Bacillariophyceae; Bacillariales; Bacillariaceae. The record is from the annotation of a GenBank genome assembly.